AUGGAUUGUGCUGUUGAUAAGCUCGCUUCAGAACUUUCCAAUUCAAGAAUUAAACCCGAGUCGGCCACCUCCUCCAAGGAUCAAGGUUCAUUUGACAUCUCUCUGGAGGGGGCAAAAUAUGGCGAGGUUGUCACCAGAUUUCCACCAGAGCCAUCUGGAUAUCUUCACAUUGGCCAUGCAAAAGCCGCUUUGCUCAACGAGUAUUUUGCUAGAAUGUACGGGGGAAAGCUAAUCAUUCGAUUUGAUGACACAAAUCCGCUCAAAGAAAAGAUGGAAUUCGAAACGUCCAUCAUUGAAGAUUUAGCUCUUCUAGGCGUGCGAGGAGACAUUCUUUCCUACACAUCAGACUACUUUGACCAGCUCAUCGAAUUUGCUUUUAAAUUGAUAGACCAUGGGCUUGCUUACGCAGACGAUACCCCUCAAGAAACCAUGCGCCAAGGCAGAUUUUCUGGCAUUGCCUCUGCAAGAAGAGAGACCUCCGCUGACGAAAGCAAGGCCAUUUUUGAGAGGAUGAUUCGCGGCGACGAUGAUGCACAAGUAUUUUGCAUUCGUGCGAAAAUGAGCGUUGAUUCUCCAAAUAAGGCCUUGCGCGAUCCGGUUAUUUAUCGCUGCUGCGUUGAAAUGCCCCAUCAUCGCACCGGUAGCAAGUACAAGGUGUAUCCCACGUAUGACUUUGCAUGCCCCAUAGUCGAUUCUAUUGAAGGAGUCACCCAUGCUCUUCGAACAAAUGAGUAUCACGACCGAAACGACCAGUAUUAUUGGUUCAUCCAAGCACUUGGCCUACGCCGCCCCUUUAUUUGGGACUAUUCAAGGCUGAAUUUCGUUUACACUCUUCUUUCGAAACGAAAGCUAAAUUUGUUUGUAAACUCUGGAAUUGUAUCUGGAUGGGAUGACCCUAGGUUCCCCACCGUAAGGGGCAUUCUUAGAAGAGGGCUGACGCUUUCUGCGUUGAAGCAUUACAUCCUUAUGCAGGGUGCAUCUAAAAAUUCGCUUCUUCUGGAAUGGGACAAACUUUGGGCCAUAAACAAAAAGGUUAUCGACCCCAUGGCUCAUCGAUACACCGCGCUUACUGAUCCCGUCAGCUUGAUCAUCGAAGAUGGCCCCUUGGAUCCCCAAAACAAAGAGAUCAAUCUGCACCCAAAAAACCCGGAAUUUGGCACCAAAAACGUCUGCUUUUCAUCAAAUCUUCUGAUAUCUCAUCAGGAUGCCAAGGACCUUUCGGUUGGGGAAGAGAUCACUCUCAUGAAAUGGGGGAAUUUAAUCGUUACCAGAGUUGCUGAAAAUACCUCGGACUCGUGUGAUGGCAAACUUUGUAUUUUUGCAAAGCUCAACCUUGAUGGCAGCGUGAAAGAUACCAAAAAGAAAAUCACUUGGAUCUCCAAAUCACCAUGUCUUGCCUCCAUCCAAUUACUUGACUACGAUUUUCUCAUCACGAAGAAGAAGCUCGAAGAGAAUGAUAAGCUGGAAGACUUUAUCACGCCAAAAUCCGAGUUUGUAAUGGAAGCUGUUGGUGAGCCCGCAAUGUCGCUUCUCAAGGUUGGAGAUAUCAUUCAAUUGGAACGGCUUGGCUUCUACAUUGUCGACUCGCAUUCUGAAGAUGCUGCCGGCAAUACUUUAAGGCUUAUCUUUAUCCCCGAUGGCAAGGUCAAAACGGUUUCUUCCAAAGCAACUGGAAAUUAA
Molecule: messenger RNA, 1680 nt
Organism: Mitosporidium daphniae
Lineage: Eukaryota; Fungi; Microsporidia
Exons: 1
Coding region: 1-1680 (559 amino acids)
Biological process (GO): glutamyl-tRNA aminoacylation; translation
Cellular component (GO): methionyl glutamyl tRNA synthetase complex; cytoplasm; cytosol
Molecular function (GO): glutamate-tRNA ligase activity; ATP binding
Source: RefSeq, a predicted model, not a curated record